Messenger RNA from Symbiodinium natans, 2025 nucleotides. The record is from the annotation of a GenBank genome assembly. NCBI's taxonomy places the organism in Eukaryota, Dinophyceae, Suessiales, Symbiodiniaceae.
AUGCCCCGGACCGGGGAUCCGGAUCGCUCACGCGCCCACUUCACUCGUCGUCACCGUGUCUUCGCGGGGCCGGAGCAGUUGCAGAGCAUCACUGUCUGCCAGGAAGAAGCUGCAAGCUCCAUGGGAGUGUAUCCGGGCGUUUCUGUCGCCAUGACAGAGUCGGAUGAUGUGGACAACAUGACGGAAGGCAAGUAUGUCUACUGGAUGGACCAAGAUAGCGACGUCCCGCGGGGCCACCUCGGCGAGGUGGUGGAAGUCCUGGAAGAGGAUGGGAAGCGAAGGGUCCAGUUUCCGCAAGGCAGGUGGAAAUUAAAGGCCGACGGGCUGAACGUCUCCGACUUGCAGAAGGGCACCUUCGUGCAUUCCACGAGCGACGAUUACGAUUUCGAUGUCAUCGGGGAGAUUCUCGACUUGGAUGAUGGCAAGCUGAUCGUUGAGAUCAAGGGCGAGAAGGUCAAGCAGAAGCCGAAGAAGCUGGUGAAGUGUGACUUCCAGCCUGGCAUGUAUGUAUUCUGGACGAGAUCCGACGAUGACAUCCCAGCGGGACACAUCGGCACAGUCUUGGGGGACCUGAACGAUGAAGGCAGGGUGAAGGUCAAGUUCCCCAACGGUUGCUGGCGCUUUAGACCGCGGGAGAUGGUGCGCUGUCACAUCCAGCACAAUUCCUACGUGCAAUGGAAGAACCACGACGAUGACAUCGCGAAAGGGGAGAUUGGGCAGGUCGUCGGCUCUCUGAACGACGAGGGCAAGGUCAAGGUCCAGUUUGCCAAGGGUUGCUGGCGGUUCGCUCCGGAGACGCUGUUCGCGCACGAAAUGCAGCUCGGCUCCUUCGUGACCUGGUCGAGCCACGACGAUGAUGUUCCGAAAGGCGAUGUGGGCCGGGUGAUCGGCAUCAAGCCGGAUGAGGGCCGGCUGAGGGUACAAUUUCCUAAGGGCACUUGGACUUUCAAGGCCAACAAGCUGAAGUUGCACCACGUGCAGCCAGGGAUGUUUGUCCAUUGGACGCACAGCGACGAUGACAUCCCGCGCGGGUCCAUUGGCGAAGUGGUCCGCAUGAGGGACAAGAAGAACCGCGUGGGUGUGCAGUGGCCACAGGGCCAAUGGGGUAUCAAGCCAAAAGAAUUGAAAGUGCUGCCCUUCCAAAAGAGUGACCGGGUGCAGUGGACAACCUCCGAUGACGACAUUCCCGAAGGAGACCUGGGUAUCGUGAUGGGCAUCUCAUACGAGGAGGACGGGACUGCGACCAGGCUUUCCGUGAAGUGGACGAAGGGCAGGUGGGCCAUGAAAGUCGGGCAGUUGAAGGCCAGCAACCUCGAUGCAGAUAGCAUCAACCAGCUCAAGUCUACCUUCAAGCGCUUUGACAAGAAUGGCGACGGAAAGCUGACAGUGGAGGAGCUCGCGAGCGUGCUGGGUCGACUCGGAGAGGGCGGGCUCAGCGAGGACGAAUGCCAGCAGCUCUUUGAUUCCUUGGACAAGGACUCUGACGGGAAAUUGACUGCCAACGAGUUCAUCGACUACAUCUUUGGGGGCGAAGCCACGGGCUCCCAGCGGAAGCUGCUGGGCGAAGGCUUUGGCCUGGAGGACCUGGUUGGAACGGGCGACCAGUCCGAGGAGGAAGAGGAUGAUGACAACCCCAACGACAGCAAUAACGGCGGCGGCGGCAACGUCAUCGUGGACCCGCCGCCGGCGGUGAUCUCCAAUGAUCCGGCAGUGAUGGAAGGCAUCGGCCCGGAUACGUCGGUCUCCCGCGCGGAGUGGGCCUCGGCGAUGCUCGCCGUGGGUGUCUGCCGCCAGGCAGCCCUGGACAGCUUCGACAGCUGCCAAGCAGCCAUGGGCCAGGAGGGUGACCUUACCGUUCAGAGCCUUGCUGCUGAGCUGAACGGCCUGGGUGGAGCCCCUGGUGUGGAGGAACUCCGGGAUGCCAUUGGCAAGGUGAAGUGCGGCAGCGUGAAUGCUGUGGACCUGGAUGCGCCUGCAGAGGAGAGCGACUUCGAGCGGGAGCUGGCCAUGAAGACAGGUAUGUAG